Molecule: messenger RNA, 579 nt
Organism: Neolamprologus brichardi
Lineage: Eukaryota; Metazoa; Chordata; Actinopteri; Cichliformes; Cichlidae
Biological process (GO): T cell receptor signaling pathway; regulation of cytokine production
Cellular component (GO): external side of plasma membrane
Molecular function (GO): signaling receptor binding
Source: RefSeq, a predicted model, not a curated record
AUGUUGGCAGUAAUUGGUCAGACUCAAGACAUCGUCCUACCAUGCAAAUUGGAUCAUCCUAUGGAUGUCGUGGAUGAGAUGGUAGAGUGGUCAAGAUCUGACCUGAAUCCCAGAUUUGUCCACGUGUGGCGGUCAGGUGAAGAUCAUCUGGUUGGCCAAAACCCAUCCUACAAGAACAGAACGUCAGUGUCCACUGAGAAACUGAAAACAGGAGAUGUAUCACUGAAAAUUACCAAAGUGAGACUGUCAGAUGAAGGAACAUACAGGUGCUUCAUUCCAGGACUGAAUGCAAAUUUUAGUGUUGAACUUGUUGUCGAAGCUGAUAUUGAAAUAACAGAGGUCAGCCCUGGAGUGCUAGAAUGUAAAUCCAAAGGCUGGUAUCCAGAGCCGGAGGUGUUUUGGCUGGAGAACAAGGGAAAGAUCAUCUCUGCUGGGUCUAAAGAGAUGUUGAGAGGUCCUGAUGACCUCUAUGUCCUCAGCAGCAGACUGACUCUGGAAAAAGGACACAGCAACAAUAUCACCUGUAGAAUCCAACAAAACAACCAGUACAGAGAAGCCAAGAUCCAUGUUCCAGGUUAA